GGGAGAGAGGCUCGACUCGGACAAGCCGCGCUCAGGAACUUUACUUUCUUUUCCUGUUCUUUCAACUUUCUAAGCGGCGACACGUAGUACUUCGGGGGGGAAAAAAAGGCAAAAUUGUAGUCGACUAAGAAAAAGGCAAAGGUCCUAACGGAAAAAAAAAAAGAAGCCUGCGCGUUGCCAUAGCUACGCCUUAGUUUGGGUCCCGCCUCCUGCCGGGCUGGUGGAAAGCUUACUGCAUUCUUGUGAAAUUAUAAAUCUACCCCAGAGGACAACAGAAGUAACUCAGGAAAAAUGGACGGGGACCACUUGGAAGCCUUGGACUCAUCUUCAGAAGCUUUGCAUUCUGAGGUGACCAUGGUGGUGACAGGAGAACCUCCUGGAUCUUUAGAAGAAGAACUAGAAGAAGAAGAGGAGGAAGAAACCGCCCCAGAAGUCAUAGAUUACCUGUCCCUUCUAGAUGUGCUGAGGGUCUCUACCAUUAUGGAGGACGUCAUCGACCAGCUUUCUAUUCUAGGCUACAUCAUUCCCGUCCCAUAUGAAAGAAAGCAGAGCAUCUCCCAGAAAGCAAGCCACGAAAAACCAUCUGCGGUCUCAAGUACAAGGAAAUUAUCUCUUCCUUUGUCAGAAAUGAAACAACGAGGCCAGGACUUAAUCUUAAAGAAGCCUACCAGGCAGACCAUCAUAAACCUGGAGACACUGAAGAAAAUUCAGAAUGAUAGGCAAUAUUUCAGUGAUGUGAUUGCAACUGCCAUGAAGGAGAUGCAAGACUUUGGCUCAUUCAAGAGUCUCCUGGAAGCCUUGGGCAGAGAAAGAGAUAAUAGAAUGAAUUUCCAUGAAGCCAUCACAAGGGAGGAAAAAGGAAGAAGACAGAUCAAAUUUCUUCAAAGACAGUUAAUUGAUGUCAAGAAGGAGCGCCAAGUGCAAGUACAGAAUGGGAAUGAAUACAUUGCUCACCUCAAGGACCAGUUACAAGAGAUGAAGGCCAAAACCAACCUGGAGAAUCUUUAUAUGAAAAGAAACACUGAGCUGCAGAUUUCCCAGACCCAGAAGAAAUGUAGCAGAGCAGAGGAACACCUGCUGGAGGAGAUUGAGAAACUGAGGAUGAAAACUGAAGAAGAGAACCGAGUUCACACGGAGAUCGAAUUGUUCCUUAAGAAAGAGCAGCAGAAACUUGAGGAGAAGCUAGAGUUCUGGAUGGAGAAAUUUGAUAAAGACACAGAAGCAAAACAGAAUGAGCUAAAUUCUCUCAAGGCUGUCAAGGCCUCUGACCUAGCACACCUUCAAGACCUUGCAAAGACGAUCCGAGAGUACGAGCAGGUCAUUAUUGAGGACCGGCUGGAAAAGGAGAAGAUGAGAAAGAAGAAGCAACAGGAUGACCUGGAGCUGAAGAGCAUCGUGAAGCUUCAGGCCUGGUGGCGAGGUACAGUGGUCCGGAGGGAAAUUGGAAGUUUCAAAAUGCCCAGGAAAGAGAAAGAAGACAUCAAAGAUUCCAAAGGCAAGGAGAAGGAAAAACGGAGAGGCAAGAAGUGACAAGUGCCUGUUGUUCUUUCCUCUGGUUUCAAGAGACACAAAUGAUGCUGUCACAACACUCACCUGUGGGUUGUCAUCUGUGAUGCCUACAGAGUUCACUAGGCCUGUUAUCCUAGUUUUCAAACCCCGAAUGGGGGCUACAACAUGGCUGUAGGGCCUCUUCACCAGACUGUGGACUUGAGGGAAGGAGUGUUGAGUAGCUUCUUUCUCAUCAGAAAACAGUUCAUCGGCUUAUACUGAUUCACUAAAAACUCCUGUAAUGUUUGAUUCUGAUUUUAUGCCAUAUGAUUAAAGUGAAAAACUACUAUAAAAGUGAAAUGUUCAGUGAGAA
Messenger RNA from Cricetulus griseus (Chinese hamster), 1861 nucleotides. NCBI's taxonomy places the organism in Eukaryota, Metazoa, Chordata, Mammalia, Rodentia, Cricetidae. The record is from RefSeq and is a predicted model, not a curated record.